Messenger RNA from Suillus discolor, 417 nucleotides. RefSeq lists its product as uncharacterized. Lineage: Eukaryota; Fungi; Basidiomycota; Agaricomycetes; Boletales; Suillaceae. The transcript has 2 exons. The record is from RefSeq and is a predicted model, not a curated record. The coding region runs from base 1 to 417 and encodes 138 amino acids.
AUGGCUGUCGCUGAAGAUGCGUUCAAACUCCUCGGUAGAGUUGCUGAUGCUUUUGACGAUCCUUCCUCUCAUGAGUCACGCAAAGACUUCCAGCGUAAACACCAUCAAGAUACGCAAGCCCCAGACAUCAGGAAAGUCAAGUUCAGCAUGCUUGCUAUGCCCGCUGCGAGCCCUCUUUCUUCAACAUCAGCUACAUCUAUGACUGAUGACGAACUCGCCGAUAUGGCAUCGAUGACUGCAAACCGCUCAUGCACGUCGUUGUCUGAGACAAUCAGAAGCCUCACCGGAAUGACCUCGCAUGUCAUAUAUCAGCCACAAAGCGUUUUCAUAUGUGUUGCACUGUUAGCCUGGUCUGUGCAUUUUCAUGCCAAUCUUAGGGCGGCUGCGUGGUGUUUUCAAACUCCUGACUCCUAUUAA